AUGCAAGCUGAUAUCACUACUUGGUUAGGUCAAUGUCCACGUUGUCAAUUAGCAUCGGGUGCCGAAAAACAUGUCCAUCAUGCACCUACGCGCCCAUUGAGUAUUCCGGAAGCAUUCAGUCGUUGGCAUUUGGAUUUCGUUGGCGAGUUACCAAGAACAGCAAGGGGUAAUCGACGGAUAUUAGUAGCUGUUCAUUAUGCUACGAAUUGGCCAAUUGCGGUAGCAAUGCCUGAUGCAACUGCUGAAGCCAUUGCCGAUAUCAUUUACAAGGAGAUUGUCAUGCGUUUUGGAGUGCCUGAAGAAAUCUUGACGGAUAGGGGUCCCAAUUUCAUGUCACGCAUACUUGCUCAUUAUACGGCUCGUGUUGGCGCUCACCAUCUUUUUACAUCAGCAUUCCAUCCAAGGACUAACGGCAAAUGUGAACGUCUCAACGGUGUCCUUAAGCAAAUCUUACGCAAAUACGCUCAUGGCGACAUUUAUCCUUGGGAUGAUUACCGGG
Messenger RNA from Lichtheimia ornata, 499 nucleotides. RefSeq lists its product as uncharacterized. Gene Ontology annotation, molecular function: nucleic acid binding. The transcript has a single exon. The record is from RefSeq and is a predicted model, not a curated record. The annotation marks the transcript as partial. Lineage: Eukaryota; Fungi; Mucoromycota; Mucoromycetes; Mucorales; Lichtheimiaceae. Gene Ontology annotation, biological process: DNA integration.